Molecule: messenger RNA, 1938 nt
Organism: Lytechinus variegatus (green sea urchin)
Lineage: Eukaryota; Metazoa; Echinodermata; Echinoidea; Temnopleuroida; Toxopneustidae
Exons: 2
Coding region: 843-1676 (277 amino acids)
Source: RefSeq, a predicted model, not a curated record
CGGCAAUCUAGUGCCAGAAUCGUUGUGUGAAGCUCUUAAGCUCGGAGCCAAACACAACUGAAGGUGCCAUCCAUACAGAGGUUUGUCUCGCCAUUUGUCGACCACCAAGUCACCAAGCAAACAUCUCAAGUCAAUCCGAUCCGACAUCGCAUGAAACUGAUGCACAAUCGAAUGGUCAUCAUCCGCUGCUGCUAUUUAUAAAUGCUGUGUUAUUGAAGCCAUACCCCGCACACUUCCUUGAGGAAGAUAAAAAAAGUGAACCUCUUUCUGUCAAGCUAAAGAGCUGCAAUCGAAUUCCCGUUUUUAUCAUAUUACAUCUUUUCCUCCAAAGUCAUCAAGGACAGUCAUACGCCUCUCGUCAUUAAAUAUUUCACUUCAGGAUAUACUCCAUUUAACAUUCUGCUAAGGAUCACAUCUUGUGUUAACACUUAGAGUUACAUGUUUAACCUUAAUAAUAGUCUGUCUAUAAACGCAGUGUAACCCUGUUCGGUACCAUGGACUAUAAAUUAUCCGUUUCAUUCCCCUUUUUAUGCUAAACUGUAUUACCUACUGAUUUCUUCCAGGGGAACUUCCCUACCCAAACUAUACAUCACAAUGAGCAUAUUGCAUCUUGGUUGGAUAUCAAUUGAGCGUACAUAUUAGGUGUUUGAAGGGGACGUCUGACUGGCUAAUUACAGGGAGUUAAACCUAAUAUCGAACUACCCCCGAAGUAAUAGGAAGAGACCAAUUGCACCAAUAACUGACCUAUCGUGUCAUCUCGAUUCUUCACUCCGCCUCGCACUUCAAACAACAGUAUACUGUGUGACAACUGACAGUCCGACUGCACAACCACAGAUCGCAAUAUGUCUUCUCCUAUUUCUGCCCUGGUUAUCCUGGUUCUAACAGUGAUAACCAGUAUCGUGGGUUCGCCAUUAAGAAGUGAGAAAGACAGAUGGCUCGAGGCGAUGGGUCUAGCUGAUUCUCCAGGAAUCUAUGUAGGACCAGGUCCCGUUGACCUAGAAUCCAGUGGUGACUUCGGAAGCAUACUCGGCAGUUUACAAGGCAGCGGUGAUAAUCCAUCAGAACCAGUUAGGCAAGAUGGAUUUGAUCUCACUGAUAUUUUGAUCGCAGUGGACCAUGAAACAGAUCCAGUUUCCUUUAUUCCAUCGAGUGAAAGCAGCAGUAGCACCAGUAGCAGCAUGAGCAGCAGCAUUAUCGAGGCAUCUUUGAGCGAAUAUGAUGGUAUUGACUCCGAAGAGGAGGUCCACAUCGAGGAGUCUACGAACAACAAAUAUGAUGGCGACAACGAGCUCGGGACUGGAGCUAUUGACGGCCACAACCAGAACACCUUUGAUAACAACAUGCCAUUCCACCCAAACGCUAUACCCGAUGCCUUCCAGAAUGGCGCUAACGCUGAACUUGGACCUGAUAAGGAGAUCAACAAGAUUUCCACACGGGCAAAGGCUAAUCCUAAUCCAAAGGGAGUGAAGCCACACCCCAACAUAGCCGGAGAGAGGGAAAAGUCGGCUGUUGCAGGGAAGGGGAACGCACCCCCAAAUGUCCUGAAGUACACGGCUGUAAUAGGUGUUGUAAUGGUUGCUGUGGCUGUCGGCAUGGGGGCUCUAUUGAGUGCGAUAGGACUUGGAGCCGUAAGACUUAUCAAAAGAGUUCGGAAACCUAAGGCAGAGGAGGCAUGAUAAUCGCGUCAAUCUUUCUUGAACAGUAUUCACUUUUUAUUUUUUUAAAUAAAUAAAGCUGCGUUGAUAACGAUGUAUUUCACUUUGUAAUGGAUUUUUUUUUACUUCCGAACGUUAUAAAGCAAUCCCCUAUAUACCACCGUCAAUUAGAUAAAAAAAACGUCGGAUGUAUUUGUAUGACGGCCUCUUUGCUCGCCUAAAUUCAUUUUCUGCUACAAAGAAUUAGUUAUCAUAAAGUACACUAAUUACAUUCACAAGGUGG